AUGCUAGACAUGAGCGACAAGCUUCUUCGUAUAACUAUAGACGAACCUCUGGACUGGACUGUCGAAAACCCAUUUCGUGAACCUACACCACCGCCUCCACCGGAAACUGUACAUCUGAUUGAAUAUUUGUGCAAUUUGAAGAAUUGCUCUCUGAAAGAACUUCAUGUUCUCUUCCACAAUCUUGAGGAGCGUCGGGAAAUAAUUAAUCAUCUGCGCCGAAAUGUUGAACUACGUACAUGUCAUCUCAAACCUUGCUGCAAAAACUUUAUUGUUCACUGCAAUGAUCUGACUGUUCGAUCGGCAAGUGUGGUACAUGCUAUGGGCGGAUAUUUGAGCAUAACGGUCCGUGGAUACUACUACAUCAAACACAAAGUCAAACUGGAGCAUCCCUAUUUGCCUUGUAUCAUUGAAUUUGGUGGAGGGCGUCACCGUUCUUACUACCCGUUGGAGGUUCUUUCUGUGACUGAGAAUAAGAUGAAAAGAUGUUUUUGAAUUUUUUAAAUAAAUAUUUU
Messenger RNA from Meloidogyne enterolobii, 512 nucleotides. The record is from the annotation of a GenBank genome assembly. Lineage: Eukaryota; Metazoa; Nematoda; Chromadorea; Rhabditida; Meloidogynidae.